This is a messenger RNA of Nothobranchius furzeri (turquoise killifish), 2632 nucleotides long. RefSeq names its product potassium channel tetramerization domain containing 1 (gene kctd1). Gene Ontology annotation, molecular function: transcription corepressor activity; transcription factor binding. Gene Ontology annotation, biological process: protein homooligomerization; negative regulation of DNA-templated transcription. Gene Ontology annotation, cellular component: nucleus. The record is from RefSeq and is a predicted model, not a curated record. NCBI's taxonomy places the organism in Eukaryota, Metazoa, Chordata, Actinopteri, Cyprinodontiformes, Nothobranchiidae.
CAUCAGAUGUGAUGAGGGGAGGAAGAGGAGGUGACCGCUGUUGCGCCUCCUAAAGAGGGCAAAGGCCAGCUGCGGUUGCGUCCAGAUGUGCGCGGCAGCAGCAGCAGCAUCACAACGUUUAUCUAGUCGGGCUGGGUUUGUUUUACUCUGAAAAUGCGACACACAUACAUGCCAGUGAAACAGCGACAGCCCAAAAGAGCCUCGGGCGCCACAAUGCUAACGUUGUCUGGGGCUUUGACUUCUCCCAGCCAGUGUGAAGAAGCUGCUCCGCGCGACAGUCACGGCGCUCCUCCGCCGCUCUUCCUCUCGCUCUCUCCCGCUGUUCACGCUUUUUUCCUCCGUCCUACAUUCUUUUUUUCCCUCUGUUAGAAUAAACGGUCCCAACUCUCUCUCUCUCUCUCUCUCUCUCUCUCUCUCUCUCUCUCUCUCUCUCUCUCUCUCUCUCUCUCUCUCUCUCUCUCUCUCUCUCUCUCUCUCUCUCUGCGUCGAUCGCCCUCUGAACCUUUAACGCGUGAGCAUGAUGGACGAAACGGAUAUCAUGGAUCUUACGCAUCAGAAAGCGAAGAAGCGACCGCGUCCAAUCAGUUCGGUGGAUGAGUCCGUGCAUGCGUCGCUCAAGCGGCUCCCGAUGCGAGCGGCGGAGUGCAGGGAGCCCUCACUGAUGUUCGCUGUCAGAGGAGAGCCGGUCCCCGCUGCGUCUCUGAAGCAGAAUGAUCACUCGGUGGCUUCCUCUCCAACCACAGUUAUGCCAGCACAGGAUAAUCGCUCCAGCAUGUCCAGACCCAUGAUUACGCGGUCACCAGUGUCUCCUUUGAGUAACCAGGGCAUCCCCACACCUGCACAGCUCACCAAGUCCAAUGCCCCUGUGCACAUUGAUGUGGGCGGACACAUGUACACCAGCAGUUUGGCCACCCUGACCAAAUUCCCAGAGUCUCGAAUUGGUCGUCUCUUUGAUGGCACGGAGCCUAUAGUCCUGGACAGCCUGAAGCAGCACUACUUCAUUGACAGGGAUGGACACAUGUUCCGCUACAUUCUCAACUUCCUCAGGACGUCCAAGCUCCUGAUUCCAGACGACUUCAAAGACUACAGCCUGCUGUAUGAGGAGGCUCGAUACUUUCAGCUGCAGCCCAUGCUUGCCGAGCUGGAGCGCUGGCGCCAGGACCAGGAGCUGGGUCGGGUCUCCCGCCCCUGCGAAUGCUUGGUUGUGCGCGUGGCGCCUGACCUGGGCGAGAGGAUCACGCUCAGCGGUGACAAGGCCCUGAUCGAAGACGUUUUUCCUGAAAUUGGUGACAUCAUGUGCAACUCCGUCAACGCCGGAUGGAACCACGACUCCACACACGUCAUCCGCUUCCCUCUGAAUGGCUACUGCCACCUCAACUCAGUCCAGGUUCUAGAGCGUCUCCAACAGCGUGGUUUUGAGAUCGCUGGCUCCUGUGGAGGAGGGGUGGAUUCAUCCCAGUUCAGCGAGUAUGUCCUGAGGCGGGAACUGAGGAGGACAAGUCAGCGAGGACCCAAUUCAAACAGGAUAAAGCAAGAGCAGCUGGACUAGAAACCUCCAGACCAGUAGGAGGUGCUAGACUUUUCUGUAGCAGCCAAACAUUUGAAGCUGCAGAACAAUGUGGACUCUGUUUUUCUUCAUUUGCUUGUUGAUGUUUCUGUUUUCUUAAACUUGAGAACCACCUACAGAAUAAAAACAUGAAGUGCAACAGGAGAUUUUUGCCAUAAGAAGAUACAAGACAUGUGAUGAGUUUGAAAUUGCAAAGACAUUUGUGAUUGUUCUGUCCCCAAAAAAACAUCAGCUGAAAAAAAUAAUAAAAAUAGCUAUUUAUACACGCUGGAGCCCCCUUGGGAUAAAGUUUGUUUUAAAACUUGGAGCCUACAUUAGGUCGAAAACUUCAAACUCACCAGUUUAAAUUUAAAGUCUUUUAUUGCUUAUUUAGUGUUGCAUAGUUUGUCAUCAGUGACUUGAUUCUAUUGUCUCUAAUCGGCUUCCAUCCCUGCUUCCAAAAAGAUAAAGUUGGUGUUGCAUUAAGUACAGAAUGUCUCAGAUGUCAAAAACACUUAGAUCCAACUACAAUAUUUUUACAUUAUUAUUAUUAUUAUUAUUAUUAUUAUUAUUAUUAUUAUUAUUAUUAUUAUUAUUAUCGUUACUACUGUUAUUAUUAUUAUUAUUAUUAUUAUUAAUUAAGUGGAAUUUAAACUAUUCAUUAAAUACAAAUUGAAUGAUUAUGACCAAAAUAUUCAUGACAGACAUGAACGACUUUUGUAAAAUAUUACAAAUUGUUACAUCAUUUGCCCUCAUCCAACAAAAACCUCCAAGUCCUUACCCAGGACUUAUUUAUUAGGAACAUUAUUUUAUUUUUUCCUCUUGAGUUAUGACUUGUAACUUUUCACUGUACUGUAAUGGCUUUGUGUUUUUUUUACAAUGAAUCUUUUUAAAGCAAAUUUCUUGCUUCAAACAUGACUGAACAGAUUAAAAGCUUAUUGUACUUAUCCAAACCGAGGUGACUUGUAUUUGUAGCACAUGUUGAUAUGAAGUCAGAUAUAAAGUAUUUCUAAGAUUACUGAAACACCUACGCUCCUAGAGGAAUGUAGCAAAAACAAAUGUGAAAAUAAAUCUCAGCUAAAGGUG